AAAGAAAAAAGAAAAAAUCAAAUCAAAUAUUAAUCAGAAAUCUAUUCCCCUUCAAAUUUCCCAUAUAAUGGGCAACAGUGCAAAUCAAGUUAUUGUUUCUGUUUCUCUUUACUGGUCAUCCCAGGACGCCUCACAGAGAGUUCUGAGAGUUCACGUGGACAUUCAGCCGCUGCAGCCACAGCUUCAUUUCAGCUGUCGUCACUGGGCAAAGACGAGCUCUUCAUUGCAAGGCGCUGCUGUAAUGGUUCACUGACACAAACGGAGGAAAGCAGGGAGAGAAUGAAGAUCUUCAUAUUGCUUUGUAUCCUGGGUCUGAAAAUCUCUCAGGCUAAAGGACAAGACAAUUCAACACAAAUGUAUUACGCCAAACUGACAAUAGAGGAAAAUGCAAUCAGAAACAUAACUGAAAUACUGAGACCUUUUGUGAGUAACACCAGCCUGAGCGUCGACCAACUUGAAAAGACAACAAUCUGUCAGGGUGUCUCGGAUGGCACACAGUGUACCUGCGAGCCACACUACAGGUGGAGCGAUAAAGUCUGUAAAGACAACCAGCAAUGUUGUGGCAAGAACAAAUGCACCUUCCCCAAAAACUCUUCUCACGUGUGUGUUUCAGACAGCGCAGUUACCGUCACAGGAUCCAUUAUUCUGAAUGGACAGCAGUACUACAACUGUCUGGCAGAAAAAACCUCCAUGGACUAUCAGCUGUGCAAUACCAAAUUAACAGAAGCGUUGAAGAUGGCGUACAGCACUUUGAGGGGAUUUGACAUCUUGAAAAUCAAGCAAUACAGGGUUGGCAGCAUCAUUGCAGAUUUUGAAAUGAUCAUUGCUUACAGCAUCAAUCCACAAGAUCUGAUCAACAAAUCAGAACUCCUGAGCAAAAAUCUGUCAGCAUCGUUUAUUUUGGAGACCGUAGGUGUUGUCCAUCUGAGCAUGCCAACCAACUAUGUGUGUUACAACACCCAGCACAUCCUCAACUGCACAGUGCACGAGGACCUGAAUACCCAGCCGGCGUGGCAGCUGAAGGGAGGAAACCAAACAUAUGACAUAACUAACGGCACAGAGUCGGGGGUGACGGUGACAACACUGGAGACCAGUGUCACGCUUAAAAACGUGUCAGAACUAUGGGCAGGAGAGUACACGUGUCUCUACUAUCAAACUUCAAAAUCUCACCAAUGCACCGUAACUAACAAAGCCAGCGCUGUCAUGGACGUAUCCCUCCUGCCGCAGAUUGAGAUAAACAUGGAGCCAAGUUUUCCACGCUGCACAAAGAGUUCAGAUUUCAUCAACAUAAGAAUCCAGUGUGACAUUGAGAGCAGCAGUGAAAAUUAUAACGUGACAUGGUCAAGGAAAAGCAUCACAGCAGAGAUAAGACCACUGGCCUCUCGUUCUUCUGAAGGAAGUGUUAUUUAUGAAGCUGUGACGGUUGUUAGCUGUGACGCGUCCACGGUUACAAGUCAAAUAACGUGCGCUUUUAAGAACAGGUGCAAACAAGAGAGAACUGCUUCGAUUGACGUCAAUAUCAUAUAUGGUGACGAUCAGUUCUGUGAAGCUGAAGGUGACUGGGAAGACACCAAAGCUGGAUUCACUGCGGUGUUAAAAUGCAAGGACGCAAUAGGACAAAGACGAAGGAAAUGCCAAAAAGGCACUGUAACGGCGACGUGGGAAGCAGAGGUUUCAGUGUGUGUGAGCCGGGAAGUGAACAAUGUGAUACAAAAAGCAAAGGUUGUUGACAUUGGACUUGGCUCACUCGAUGGAAAUGCUGCACAUGUAUUUUCCCUCCUUGAGGUCGUCACUAACAACUCAGACAACAUCAACACUAUCGCCAAUCUGAAUACAUCGGUAGAAGUGCUCUUCACUUUGAGCCAGAAACGAAACCUACAGCAAAAUGAAUCAACAGCGGAUGUCUUCCUGGAGUCAUCCAGUAAUAUGUUGAACCAGUCUCUUGAAAAAUCAUGGAAAACAUAUGCUGACGAAGGAAAUACUUCAAUGGCUGAGAGAUAUCUGAUUUCAGUUGAGCAAUUAAUUCAGACAGCAAAUAUAAAAGGCAAGACAGCAAAGAAAAACUUAGAGGUGGCAGCACGCAAUUGUCAGGAGAGGUCAGAAUGUACCAACAAGGUGUUCAACGCCACCAUCCAGCUCGAUAGCACAGACCCUGGCAAUGUAAAAACAGCUGGGUUUAAAGAACUGGAGAAGUAUUUGCCCAACGACGACGACGAGUACAUGCCUAACAGCAUUGUUGUGUCGACAACCAGGGAACAGAAACGUUCAGAUUCAGUUGCGGUUACUAUUAAUUUCCCAUUGCUUAAGCCGAGACCUCGUAACGUUGAGAUGCAGUGUGUGUCAUGGGACACUAGCGCCAACGGUUGGUCAUCACAGGGAUGCCAAUGGGAGCGUGGCGGUUCUUCUGAUCAGGGAAAGUGUGUUUGCAGCCAUUUGUCCUCAUUUGCCAUUUUAAUGGCACAGCGUCCCUUGAACAUCACCGGCCUGACUCAGAUAACCUAUGUCGGACUGUCCGUAUCAGUCCUAUCUCUGGUUAUGAGCCUUGCAAUAGAGCUGGCUGUCUGGAGUGCUGUGGUUAAGACAAAUACUUUAUAUUUACGCCACACUGCCCACAUAAACAUUUCUUUGUGUUUGCUAGUUGCAGACUGCUGUCUUUUGGCAUCUUUGAAGACAGACAAUGUUUCAGAAAUCUGGUGCAAGGCCCUUGUGGUGUUGAAACAGUUCUGUUACCUGUCCAUGUUCUUUUGGAUGUUGUGUUUGAGCAUGACCCUUCUUCAUCAAGCAGUUUUCCUGUUCCAUGAUGUGAGCAAGAAAACCUACCUUAGGUUCUCAUUAGUCCUGGGCUAUGUGUGUCCUUUGCUUAUCGUUACUAUUACAAUUCUUGCUUAUAAAAACGGUGCAGAAGGCUUCUACUUCUCCAGAGAGACCUGUUGGCUGGUUUAUGAUGGGCAAAUGAAAGGGUCUAUUCAUGCAUUUGUCAUACCAGUCGGCAUAAUUGUUCUCAUCAAUGUGUUCUCCAUGGUGCUGGUGACCAUGAAGCUUUUAAGUCACCCUAAGAGUGCACAAAGUUCUCAUAACAAACAAAAAAAGGCUGCCGUGACUGCCAUGAGGACGGUCAUCCUUCUGACUCCAGUCUUCGGUGUGACUUGGAUCUUUGGAUUUGCUGUGAUGCUUCUUGAUCUCACAGAUGGAUUUUUAGUCUACGCAGCCAAUUAUAUCUUUACCCUGCUGAACGCAUUCCAGGGUUUGUUCAUUUUGUUAACCACAUGCCUGGGGGACAAACUGACCCGUGACGCACUGCUGAGCCGUCUAAAAAAACAUACUCCAGCAUCGUUUACCGACAGCUCCAUGAAGUUAGACUCAAGUAUAAAGAAGUGAAAAUCAUCUCAGAUAUGUGCACUCUAAAAACAAACCAAAUCUGAUAAAAAUCUGGAUUCUUUGUUUAUUACAUUAAAAUUGAACUACUUAGUCAAGACAAACAUGGUUUAAGCAAUACUGUAUUUUACAUGUUUUUAUCAGUACUAAAACUCUGAAAUGCCAAAGAAACACUGUCAACUGAAAGGCUAUAAGGAUGCCACACAUUUGGUUGUGUAAACAUGAGUUAGGCCUACGUCUGAAAGUUGCCUUUGGAGAUGCCGUUUUCUUCGUUUUCUUUGCCCUGUUCUGCCCACUCCUCGUCUGUGUCAUCCAGUGAAAUCCCUUUUUGGGCUGCCAUCUUGCGGUAGGCCUGGCACUCAAUUUCUGCUCUGCAACACGCAAAAACAGAGUGAUUUACUUGUUAAACUAAUGUUGCACCAAGCUGUGUAUUUAUUUAAAAGCUUUGCAUUUGCAUGGAAGGUUGAAUAAAAUUAUGUGAUAAUCAGG
Molecule: messenger RNA, 3864 nt
Organism: Scatophagus argus
Lineage: Eukaryota; Metazoa; Chordata; Actinopteri; Scatophagidae
Gene: adgrf3a
Product: adhesion G protein-coupled receptor F3a
Exons: 19
Coding region: 280-3378 (1032 amino acids)
Biological process (GO): cell surface receptor signaling pathway; G protein-coupled receptor signaling pathway
Cellular component (GO): membrane
Molecular function (GO): G protein-coupled receptor activity
Source: RefSeq, a predicted model, not a curated record